CGGGUGGGUAAGAUGGUGCCGGCGGCCGCCGUGCUCGGCGCGGUGGGGGUGUGGUGCGCUCUGUACUUGGCCGACUCGCUCCUCAAGUCAUCGAAGAGUCUAAACACGUGGUAUGAAGAAUGGUUGGCAUAUCAUGGAAUAAAUAUUUCACCCUUCCAUAUACGUUGGCAAACUACUCUUUUCAAUCGAUUGUUUGGGAAGGUAGGACGAUGGAAGCCUCAAUUACUCUGUCUGUGGUUCAAUCUGGGUUUGGCAUUUGGGGUGGUGACUAUGUUUGCAUCGAUAAUUCUUCUUGCAAAAACACUUGUCCAGACUUUGGCACUUAUGACAGGAGAGACAUCUACAGUUCAAAAUGAACGCAUUCUGCAAGUUGUGGUGCCUGGUAUCAAUCUGCCAGCCAGCCAGAUGGCAUAUUUUUUCAUUGCUAUUCUCAUCAGUGGUGUAAUACAUGAAAUUGGCCAUGGAGUGGCAGCCAUCAGGGAACAAGUAAGAUUCAAUGGCUUUGGUGUAUUUCUUUUCAUCAUCUAUCCUGGGGCCUUCGUUGACCUUUAUACCAAUCACUUGCAGCUAAUUUCUCCAGUGCAGCAGCUAAGAAUAUUCUGUGCAGGUGUGUGGCACAACUUCAUACUGGCAUUGAUUGCUCUAAUUGUCCUUUACUUGUUGCCACUGUUCCUCCUCCCUUUGUACUACACAGGAAUUGGUGCGCUUGUUACCGAGGUCCACGAGAAUUCACCUGCCAGUGGACCCAGAGGACUAUUUGUAGGGGACAUUAUUAAAUAUGUUGAAGACUGUUCAGUCCAUGACGUGGAAAAUUGGCACAAAUGUUUUGAAGACAUUUCUUUGAAACCUCAGACUGGAUACUGUAUUAAUGAAGAAACACUACGACACCUGAACUCUAUGGGACGAGCAUACAGAAGGCUUGAUGGUACCAUGGAAUGUUGCAGCAAUAACAGCCUUGUGGAUAUUUGUUUUUCUUAUAGCAACAAUUUAGACAGCCAUCUGUAUGCUUGUCUGCCUGCCAGAAAAGCCAUUGAAUCUAGCCAGAUUUGCCAGACAAACAUGGAUUGUCAGAAGGAGUUUGUCCCGAGCCUAUGUGUGAAACCCUCUCUGGAAAACCAAACCAGAUUGAUCCGAGUCACACAUUCACCUAAGAUGGCAAUGUUGUUUGUAGGACAUCCGAUCCAUCUUCAGUAUGCAGUGAGCCUUACCAAUUACAUGCCACGAUUCAAUUUUCUGCACCUGGACUUUCCUGUGGUGAUUGAAACAUUUUGCAAAUACCUACUUUCACUUUCUGGAGCCCUAGCUGUCAUCAAUGCAGUCCCCUGUUUUGCUUUAGAUGGACAAUGGAUGUUGAGUUCCUUUUUAGAAAUUACUCUUGGAUCUCUCAUUGUAGAGAAGCAGAAUCGUGAACUUGUCGGUUUUUUUAUCUUGUUACUUGGCAGUGCUCUCUUAGCUUCAAAUGUGGUGUUAGGGCUUUGGAUGGUUACUGCCAGGUAGCAGAUUAAACAUGUUCAGGACUAAUGAGUAUAUAAUUAUCAAAUUCAGUACUGCACAUUGUAAGAUAUUUCAGCUUCUGGGUCCAAGACAGCGAUGAAACUCAUAUAAUGCUCUUUGAGAGUGAGAUAAUUUUCCAAACUAUUAUUUUGGAUCUCUCAUUGAGCAAAAAAUUCCUGUAGAGUAAGUAUUUUAAGCUUUCACGAUUUGUUGUUUAUAGGGCAAGGAACCACUCAAUACUUAGUUUGGUGAUCUACUAGUUAAAAUUGAAAUGCACCAAUUUUAAAUGCAACUGCAGCUGAUGUAACCUUUUGCAGUAAUGUUGAGAAGUGUAAUGCGAAUAGGGAACCUGAUAUCAAAGUGUCCCUGUAAUUCAGUUUUUUUUUAAUUAUUAGUUUAGUUUUGAGAAACGUGAAAUUUGUAAAUCAAAUCUGAAGCAACUGUAAACUGCUUUUGGUCGUGUCUAUAGAUGAUGAAACUGUACUGUACUGUAUGGUACUGUGAUCUGUGUUUUAUUCAUGGUACUCACAACUGAAAACGUAAAUGUCACAAAAUUGCUUAUUCAAGGACUUGUCAACCAUAUCGUGUCUUGUAUCAUAAAUAUGGGAAGAUCUUUUGAUGAUAUUCAUACUUAUCCUUGCAUGUAUUGGAAUGGAUCAUUAUUUCAAUAAUUACCAUGAACUACCCAAGAAAACCCUGCUCUUGGGGAAAGCUCUCAGAAUUUCAUUAAAAUUCUGGGAAUGUAAUUUUUUCAUUAAAAAUAUUUUUGAAAGGAUAAUACUAUUAUGGAAUAAGCUAAAUACUGUGUGUUUAAGCUUGAUACUUUUUGCAUUUUAGAGUGAAGUUUGGGGUAAGCAUUCUUAAUCAUGGAAUGCAAUUCAAAUAUUUCAAAUAUAAUAUUCUCCGUGUUUGCACUGGUUUCCAUCAUUCGGAUUAGUAGCAGGAGUAUAGAGAGAUGGACUGUAGAUCAAGUUUAUUUAUGUAUCUGAAUAUUUUAAACUCUUAAGGCUUUAUGUUUUUUUAAAAAAAGUUUUUAUUCCUGUAAAAAGCAUUUGUGUUCAUGGUAGAUCAGUUCCAUGAUGUAAUUUGCUUUUUUAUUAUACAGCUGUUUUAUAUCUAUAGUACAGUACUGUGUUGUGUUGCAUUGCAUGAUAACAAAUACAUUUUACCCACCACAAAUUUUUAUAUUGUUCUCCCUGGAGACCAGUUGUUUUUCUUCAGUUUGUAUUGUGGAUUGAGUUGAUUAUUUGUGACACUGUCACGGUUGCAUCUGGAUCGUUUAAGUAGCAAAAUGCAUUUACUUGAACUAAGACAACGUGGAGAGUUCACUCCUUCUUCUUCCUAGACAAUAACAUACUCAGCGUAUCAAGUGGACAGUUAAAUGUUUACGUGUCACACUGAAGGUGCUAAAACUCCAAUCUAUGUUGAAGGAUGUAAAGCAGGCAAUCGGUCAAGUGCAAUAUUAAUGCAGUGAUUCUAUCCUACUGUGUUUGCAAUGAUUGUAUUUAUUAGAUCUGUUUGAAAUGAAUUUGAAUCAUACUCUGUUUUGUUGCUGCCACGUUUGUUGAUUGUGUCGAUGUAACCAGUAUCUUAUCUUCAUUUUUCUGACUGAGACAGUAAUACAUUCUCUAUUUCAAUAGCAUUCUAAAAAGUAUUUUGUGCAAUGGUUAAUCUGGUUUCUAAUCUGAUGAGGUAGCCAGCAGAAUAUUGGUCAAUGCGAGCAUGAAUUUUAGAGCUUCAAAUGAGUUCCAGUCAAUGUAUACGAGGUCUGUUUUAUCUUUGGUGUGCAAAAUUCAUGUUUUCCAUAAAGGCCAUUAUUGAUUGAAAUAAAA
Messenger RNA from Callorhinchus milii (elephant shark), 3326 nucleotides. It is a transcript of the gene mbtps2, whose product is annotated as membrane-bound transcription factor peptidase, site 2. Gene Ontology annotation, molecular function: metalloendopeptidase activity; protein binding. Lineage: Eukaryota; Metazoa; Chordata; Chondrichthyes; Chimaeriformes; Callorhinchidae. The record is from RefSeq and is a predicted model, not a curated record. Gene Ontology annotation, cellular component: membrane; cytoplasm. The transcript has 11 exons. Gene Ontology annotation, biological process: regulation of response to endoplasmic reticulum stress; membrane protein intracellular domain proteolysis. Bases 13 to 1497 code for a protein of 494 amino acids.